Molecule: messenger RNA, 11060 nt
Organism: Lemur catta (Ring-tailed lemur)
Lineage: Eukaryota; Metazoa; Chordata; Mammalia; Primates; Lemuridae
Gene: MYO15A
Product: myosin XVA
Cellular component (GO): cytoskeleton; myosin complex
Molecular function (GO): ATP binding; cytoskeletal motor activity; protein binding
Source: RefSeq, a predicted model, not a curated record
AUGGCUAAGGAGGAAGAUGAGGAAAAGAAAGCCAAGAAAGGGAAGAAGGGGAAGAAGGCCCCGGAGCCAGAGAAGCCCAAACGGAGCCUGAAGGGGACAUCGCGGCUGUUCAUGGGCUUCCGCGACCGGACACCCAAGAUCUCCAAGAAGGGCCAGUUCCGGAGCGCGUCGGCUUUCUUCUGGGGCCUCCACACUGGUCCCCAGAAGACCAAACGCAAGAAGAAGGCCCGCACCGUGCUCAAGUCCACGUCGAAGCUCAUGACGCAGAUGCGCGUGGGCAAGAAGAAGCGGGCGAUGAAGGGCAAGAAGCCGUCCUUCAUGGUGAUCCGCUUCCCCGGACGGCGCGGCUACGGCCGCCUCCGGCCGCGCGCCCAGUCGCUCAGCAAGGCGUCCACGGCCAUCAACUGGCUCACCAAGAAGUUCCUCCUAAAGAAGGCCCAGGAGUCGGGCAGCGAGCAGGCCACGCUGGACGCCUGGCUGCAGCGCCCGGACUCCCGCGCGGGCUCCCGCAAGCUGCCCUUUCCGUCGGGCGCCGAGAUCCUGCGGCACGAAGGCCCGCUCCGCAGGUUCCCCCGCAGCCGCAGCAUCUACGCGGCGGGCGAGCCCGUGGGCUUCCUGCCCUUCGAGGACGAGGCCCCGUUCCGGCACUCGGGCUCCCGCAAGUCGCUGUACGGGCUCGAGGGCUUCCAAGACCUGGGCGAGUAUUACGACUACCACCGCGAGGGCGACGACUACUACGACCGGCAGUCGCUCUACCACUACGAGGAGCAGGAGCCCUACCUGGCAGGCCACAGCCCCUACGGGCCAGCCUGGCCGCCCUACGGCGACCACUACUUCGGGUACCCGCCCGAGGACCUCUACGACUACUACCAUCCCGCCGACUACAGUGGCUCAUUCUACCCGGGGUACGCCUACGGCUAUGGCUACGGCUACGACGAUUACGAACCCCCGUAUGCGCCCCCCUCGGGGUUCUCGUCCCCUUACGGCUACCACGACGGGUACGAGGGCGAGGCGAACCCGUACAGCUACCCCCUGGAUCCCUACGCGCCCUACGAUGCGCCAUACCGGCCCUACGACGCGCCAUACCGGCCCUACGACGCGGCAUACCCGCCCUACGACCUCCAGUACGACACGCCCUAUGGCCUGCCCUACUUUGACACCUACGGGGUCCCCUACACCGUCCCCUAUGCCGAAGGCAUUUAUGGCGGUGGGGGCGAGGCCAUCUACCCUCCCGAAGUGCCCUACCUCUACCCACAGGAGCCGGCCUUCGUGUACCCUUGGGUACCGCCACCCAUCCCGUCGCCGCAUAACCCAUACGCCCACGCCAUGGAUGACAUCGCGGAGCUGGAGGAGGUGGAGGAGGCGGGCGGCGAGCGGCAGAGCACCUCCUUCCGCCUGCCCAGCGCUGCCUUCUUCGAGCAGCAAGGUAUGGACAAGCCCGCCAGGUCCAAGCUGUCCCUCAUCCGCAAGUUCCGCCUCUUCCCACGGCCCCAGGUGAAGCUGUUCGGGAAAGAGAAGUUGGAGGUGCCGCUCCCACCCUCACUGGACAUUCCACUGCCCUUGGGGGAUGCGGAGGAAGAGGAGGAGGAGGAGGAGGAGAUGCCCCCGGUGCCCUACGGCCACCCUUUCUGGGGCUUCCUCACUCCGCGCCAGCGCAACCUCCAGCGCGCCCUGUCCGCCUUCGGUGCCCACCGGGGCCUGGGCUUCGGCCCCGACUUCGGCCGGCCCCAGCCUCGCCCAGCCACCUCGCUGGCGCGGUUCCUCAAAAAGACGCUGUCGGAAAAGAAGCCCCCCCCGCGGCUCCGGGGCAGCCAGCUGGCCCGGGGGGGCGGCCCCGCGGUCAGGGAGGCGGCCUACAAACGCUUCGGCUACAAGCUGGCCGGCAUGGACCCCGAUCGGCCCAACACGCCCAUCGUGCUGAGGAGGGCGCAGCCGCGGGGUCGCAACAACAACAACGCCCACCGCGCGCCCGCGCCCAGGGCCCGGGCCCUCGCCCGCUGGAGCGCGCUCGCGUCCCCGCCCGCGCCCCCGCGGCCCCCCAGCCCGCGCCCGCCGCCCGCCCCGCCCUUCUCUCCGGUGCUCCCGCCCCGGCCCCGGCCCGCCUCGCCCUACGGCUCCCUCCGCUGCCGCCCGCCGCCCUGGGCCGCCCCGGCUCACGUGCCCGCUGCGCCCCAGGCGAGCUGGUGGGCCUUCGUGGAGCCCCCUCCCGUGAGUCCGGACGUGCCCCCCGACCUGCUCCCCUUCCCCGGACCCCGGCCCUCCUUCAGGGACUCCCGCCGCCCAGGGGCGCCCGUGGGCUUCCCCGGGGCCUCCCCGCAGGCGUCGCGGAGGCGGGCCUGGUCUCCCCUGCCCUCCCGCCAGCCCUCGCUGAGGAGCCUGCCGGGCCCCGGCUACGGCUCACCCCUGGGGCCCCGGUCCCCUCGGCUGUCCGUCCGCGCCGGCCCCUUCCAGCCGCCCUUCCCGCCCCCACCCCGCCGGCCCCGCUCGCUGCGGGAGCCCUCGGUCCUCGGCCGGGCCUCGGGGAGCCUGGGUCCACCCCGCUCGCCGCUGGGCUCACCCCGGCCGCCCUCGCCGCCCCCUCUGCUCGGCCACAGCCCUCGGCGCCGCUCGCUCAACCUGCCUUCGCGCUUCCCGCACACUUGGCGGCGCCUCAGCGAGCCACCAACACGGGCGGUGAAGCCGCGGGUGCGUCCGCCCUUCCACCUGCCGCCUGGUGCGGGGUCCUGGCGGGCGGCUGCUCCACUCCUGGAGCCCCGGGAGAGUCCGAGAGAACCUGAGGACUCCGAAACGCCUUGGACGGUGCCCCAGCUGGCCCGCAGCUGGGACGUGGAUGCGCCUGCCACCCAGCGCCCACCCUCACCGUGGCCAGGAGGCGCGGGCAGCCUCCGAGGCUUUUCCAGGCCACACCCUGUGCACGAAAACCCCUUCCUCCAGCACUUGGGCCCCGUGCCAGCUCCGCAGCCUGAGGACCCAGCUAUAGGCUCCACCAAUGUCUUCCUGGGCAGACACCAUGACCCUGGGCCUGGACAGCUCUCCAAAUCAGCUGGCCCGAGCCCUGAGAAGCCUGAAGAAGAGGCCACCCUGGGGGACCUUCAGCCACCAGCAGAGCCAGAGCCUCCUAUCCCGACACCCCCCAAGGAUGUCCUUCCAGAGAAGACAUUGAGACUCAGCCUCUCAUACCCACUGGCUGCGUGUAACCAGACAAGAGCCACAUGGCCACCAUGGCACCGCUGGGGGACACUGCCCAGAGCCCCAGCCCCCUUGGCACCCACAGGUGCCCCAGGUCCCCUGCCCAAGGGGGGCCAGCGGCACCAGGCAGGCCCUGGGCGUUUUGCUGUGGUCAUGCCUCGGGUGCAGAAGCUGAGCUCCUUCCAGCCAGUUGGGCCUGCCACCUUGCAGCCCACUGACCAGCCUGCUAAGGAUGAUGAGCCCAGCCCUGAACCACGAGCCUGGAGUCUGCGCUGGUACCGCCUCUGGCUGCCGGUGGAUGCCCACCGACCCUGGCCACGAGUACAUACCCACCCCCAGUCCUGCCACCUGGGCCCCCGAGCCACCUGCCUGUCCCUCAGGGGCCUCUGGGAAGAGGUUGGCCCAAAAAGCUGGCAGAACAAGAUGCACUCCAUCCGCAACCUGCCAUCCGUGCGGUUCCGAGAGCAGUGCCGGGAGGAUGGUGUGGAGGACAUGACGCAGCUGGAAGACCUCCAGGAGACCACGGUGCUGUCCAAUCUCAAGACCAGAUUUGAACGGAACCUCAUCUACACGUACAUCGGCAGCAUCCUGGUGUCGGUGAACCCAUACCGGAUGUUCGGAAUCUAUGGGCCGCAGCAGGUGCAGCAGUACAGCGGGCGGGCCCUGGGAGAGAAUCCCCCACACCUCUUUGCGAUUGCAAACCUUGCCUUCGCCAAAAUGCUUGAUGCCAAACAGAACCAGUGCAUAAUCAUCAGUGGAGAGAGCGGCUCUGGCAAAACUGAGGCCACAAAGCUGAUUCUGCGCUACCUGGCCGCUAUGAACCAGAAGCGGGACGUCAUGCAGCAGAUCCUGGAGGCAACACCCCUCUUGGAGUCCUUCGGUAACGCCAAAACUGUCAGGAACGACAACUCCAGCCGCUUCGGGAAGUUUGUGGAGAUCUUUCUGGAAGGGGGCGUGAUCUCUGGUGCCAUAACCUCGCAGUACCUGCUUGAGAAGUCCAGGAUUGUGUUUCAGGCCAAAAACGAGAGGAAUUAUCACAUCUUUUACGAGCUACUGGCUGGGCUGCCUGCCCAGCUGCGGCAGGCCUUCAGCCUGCAGGAGGCAGAGACAUACUACUACCUGAACCAGGGUGGGAACUGUGAGAUCGCAGGGAAGAGCGAUGCAGACGACUUCCGCCGGCUCCUGGCCGCCAUGGAGGUGCUGGGCUUCAGCAGCGAGGACCAGGACAGCAUCUUCCGCAUCCUGGCCUCCAUCCUGCACCUGGGCAACGUCUACUUUGAGAAGUAUGAGACGGACGCGCAGGAGGUGGCCUCAGUGGUGAGUGCCCGGGAGAUCCAGGCUGUGGCGGAGCUGCUGCAGAUCUCCCCCGAGGGCCUGCAGAAGGCCAUCACCUUCAAAGUGACCGAGACAAUGCGAGAGAAGAUCUUCACACCCCUGACUGUGGAGAGCGCCGUGGAUGCCAGGGACGCCAUCGCCAAGGUCUUGUAUGCACUGCUAUUCGGCUGGCUUAUUGCCAGGGUCAACGCGCUAGUGUCCCCACGGCAGGACACGCUGUCCAUCGCCAUCCUGGACAUCUAUGGCUUCGAGGACCUGAGCUUCAACAGCUUUGAGCAGCUGUGUAUUAACUACGCAAACGAGAACCUUCAGUACCUUUUCAACAAGAUCGUCUUCCAGGAGGAGCAGGAGGAGUACAUCCGUGAGCAGAUUGACUGGCGGGAGAUCGCCUUUGCAGACAAUCAGCCCUGCAUCAACCUCAUCUCACUGAAGCCCUACGGCAUCCUGCGCAUCCUGGAUGACCAGUGCUGCUUUCCCCAGGCCACAGACCACACAUUCCUGCAGAAGUGCCACUACCACCAUGGCGCCAACCCACUCUACUCCAAACCCAAGAUGCCACUGCCCGAGUUCACUGUCAAGCACUAUGCAGGCAAGGUCACCUACCAGGUGCACAAGUUCCUGGACAAGAACCACGAUCAAGUGCGCCAGGACGUGCUGGACCUGUUCGUGCGCAGCCGGACGCGGGUGGUGGCACACCUCUUCUCCAGCCACGCCCCACAGGCUGCCCCUCAGCGCCUGGGCAAGAGCAGCUCCGUUACCCGGCUCUACAAGGCGCACACAGUGGCUGCCAAGUUCCAGCAGUCACUUCUGGAUCUGGUGGAAAAGAUGGAGAGGUGCAACCCCUUGUUCGUGCGUUGCCUGAAGCCCAACCACAAGAAGGAGCCAGGUCUCUUUGAGCCAGACGUAGUGAUGGCGCAGUUACGCUAUUCAGGGGUGCUGGAGACUGUGCGGAUCCGCAAGGAGGGUUUUCCGGUGCGGCUCCCCUUCCAGGUGUUCAUCGACAGGUACCGCUGUCUAGUGGCCCUCAAGCACAGCCUGCCAGCUAAUGGGGACAUGUGUGUGUCAGUGCUGAGUCGCCUGUGCACAGUCACGCCAAACAUGUAUCGUGUUGGGGUCAGCAAGCUGUUCCUUAAGGAGCACCUCCACCAGCUCCUGGAAAGCAUGCGGGAGCAUGUCCUGAAUCUGGCAGCCCUCACGCUGCAGCGCUGCCUCCGAGGCUUCUUAAUCCAGCGGCGUUUCCGCUCUCUGCGACGCAAGAUCAUCUUGCUGCAAAGCCGGGCCCGUGGCUACCUUGCCAGGCAACGCUAUCAGCAGAUGAGGAGGAGUCUGGUGAAGUUCCGGUCCCUGGUGCAUGCAUAUAUGAGCCACCAACGCUACCUCAAGCUGAGGGCAGAGCGGAGGCGCCAGGUGGAGGAGGCACGGCUGCGGGAGCAGGAGGAGCUGAGCAAGCGGGAGGUGGUGGCUGUGGGGCACCUGGAGGUGCCGGCUGAGCUGGCUGGGCUCUUGCAAGCAGCGGCAGGCCUCAGGCUGAACCAGGCGCCCAGGGUGGCUCCUGUGCGGAGUCCCCGGCUCCAGGCCGAGCCCCGGGUCACGCUGCCCCUGGAUAUCAACAACUUCCCCAUGGCCAAGUUUGUCCGGUGCCACUUCAAGGAACCUGCCUUUGGGAUGCUGACGGUGCCCCUGAGGACACCCCUCAUGCAGCUGCCAGCCGAGCAGCAUGCAGAAGCCACAAGCAUCUUUAAGCUGAUCCUGCGUUUCAUGGGCGACCCCCACCUGCGUGGUGCCCAGGAGACCGUCUUCGGGAACUACAUUGUGCAGAAGGGGCUGGCAGUGCCCGAGCUGCGGGACGAGAUCCUGGCACAGCUGGCCAACCAGGUGUGGCGCAAUCCCAACGCCCACAACGCCGAGCGCGGCUGGCUGCUGCUGGCCGCCUGCCUCAGCGGCUUUGCGCCCUCCUCGCGCUUCAGCAAGUACCUGCUCAAGUUUGUGUCUGAUUAUGGGCGGAAUGGCUUCCAGGCUGUGUGUCAGCAUCGCCUCAUGCAGGCCAUGGGCCGGGCCCAACAGCAGGGCGCAGGGGCUGCCCGCACCUUCCCCCCGACCCAGCUCGAGUGGACAGCGACCCGUGAGAAGGCCAGCAUGGCGCUGGACGUGGGCUGCUUCAGUGGUGACCAGUUCUCCUGCCCGGUGCACUCCUGGAGCACAGGGGAAGAGGUGGCUGGAGACAUUUUGAGGCACAGGGGGCUGGCAGACAGCUGGCGGGGCUGGACGGUGGCCAUGAAGAAUGGGGUCCAAUGGGCAGAGCUGGCCGGCCAUGACUACGUGCUGGACCUGGUGUCGGACCUGGAGCUGCUCGGGGACUUCCCUCGACAGAAGUCCUACUUCAUUGUGGGCACAGAGGGGCCUGUCGCCAGCAGGGGAGGCCCCAGGGUGGUGUUUGGGAACAGCUGGGACUCGGAUGAAGACACACCCACUAGGCCCCAGCCCCAGGGGCACACACCCACAGUGCCUGACUCGGAUGGCUACUGCAGCCACAAUGAGGAUGGCACAGAUGCGGAGUCUGAGGCCCAGAGAGGGACAGCAACCCACCAAGACUCGGACAGCCUUGGAGAGCCUGCUGUGCCCCACAAGGGGCUGGACUGCUACCUGGACAGCCUCUUCGGCCCCGUGCUGUCCUAUGGGGAUGCGGACCUGGAGAAGCCAACAGCCAUUGCCUACCGCAUGAAGGGGGGAGGGCAGCCUGGCAGAGGCGGCAGUAGCAGUACUGAAGACACCUCCAGGAGACCCCCAGAGCCAAAGCCAAUCCCAGGCCUGGACGCCUCCACCUUGGCCCUGCAGCAAGCCUUCAUCCACAAACAGGCCGUGCUUCUGGCCCGGGAAAUGACCCUGCAGGCCCUGGCACUCCAGCAGCAGCCCCUGAGUCCUGCCCUGAGAUCCUUGCCCCCAGAGAAACCCCUAGCACCGGAGGCACGGCCGAAGUCUGUAGGCACCGGGCCCCCCGCCAAACCUGUGCUCCUGCGCGCCAGUGCAAAGCCCUCGGCCCCAGCCCCGCUGGCCAAGGCCCCAAGGCCCCACACCAAGCCCGUGGCUGCCCCUGUUCUAGCUCAGGACCGGGCUUCUCCAGAAACCACUUUGGCGCCCCCAGAGCUGGUCCGGUACUCGACACUCAACUCGGAGCACUUCCCACAGCCCACGCAGCAGAUCAAGAACAUUGUCCGGCAGUACCAGCAGCCGCCCCGGGGAGGCCGGCCCGAGGCCCUCAGGAAAGACGGUGGGAAGGUGUUCGUGAAGCGGCCGGACCCCCACGAGGAGGCCCUGAUGAUCCUGAAGGGGCAGAUGGCUCACCGGGCAGCAGUGCCUGGCCCCCAGGUGUCCAGAGAGGCUGUGGCCCUGGUGAAGCCAGUGACCAGUGCGUCCAGGCUAUUCGUGGAGCCCGUUUCAGCGCUGCCUUCCCGGUCGUUGGAGCCCCCGGAGGAACCUGUGCAGACACAGCUGCACCGCCUCGUCAACCCCAACUUCUAUGGCUACCACGACGCCCCCUGGCGGAUCUUCCUGCGAAAAGAGGUGUUUUACCCCAAGGACAGCUACAGCCACCCUGUGCAGCUGGACCUCCUGUUCCGGCAGAUCCUGCAUGACACGCUCUCCGAGGCCUGCCUGCGCAUCUCUGAGGACGAGAGGCUCAAGAUGAAGGCCCUGUUUGCCCAGAACCAGCUGGACACAGAGCGGCCUCUGGUGACAGAGAGCGUGAAGCGGGCCGUGGUCAGCACCGCACGAGACAGCUGGGAGGUCUACUUCUCCCGCCUCUUCCCCGCCACGGGCAGCGUGGGCACCGGCGUGCAGCUCCUAGCCGUGGCCCACACAGGCAUCAAGCUCCUGCGGAUGGUCAAGGGCAGCCAGCAGGCCUGUGGGCAGCUGCGGGUCCUGCGUGCAUACAGCUUUGCAGAUAUUCUGUUUGUGACCAUGCCCUCCCAGAACAUGCUGGAGUUCAACUUGGCCAGUGAGAAGGUCAUCCUCUUCUCAGCCCGAGCUCACCAGGUCAAGACCCUGGUGGACGACUUCAUCCUGGAGCUGAAGAAGGACUCUGACUAUGUGGUCGCUGUGAGGAACUUCCUGCCUGAGGACCCGGCGCUGCUGGCCUUCCACAAGGGCGACAUCAUCCACCUGCAGCCCCUGGAGCCAUCUCGAGUGGGCUACAGUGCCGGCUGUGUGGUCCGCAAGAAGGUCGUGUACCUGGAGGAGCUGCGGUGCAGAGGCCCUGACUUCGGCUGGAGGUUCGGGACCAUCCACGGACGCGUGGGCCGCUUCCCUUCGGAGCUGGUGCAGCCCGCUGCCGCCCCCGACUUCCUGCAGCUGCCAGCGGAGCCCGGCCCUGGCCAGGCCGCUGCUGUAGCCGCUGCAGUGGCCUCUACAGCCGCGGCGCGGGAGGUGGGCCGCAGGAGAGAGGGUCCCCCGGUCAGGGCCGGCUCUGCUGACCGUGGGGAGGAUGCCCCAGCACUCCCACCGUACACAAUGCUCGAGUUUGCCCAGAAGUAUUUCCGAGACGCUCGGAAGAGACCCCAGGAUGGCCUCAGGCUGAAAUCCAAGGAGGGUGGAGAGUCCAGAACCUUGGAGGACAUGCUUUGCUUCACCAAGAUCCCGCUCCAGGAAUCCCUCAUCGAGCUCAGUGACAGCAGCCUCAACAAGAUGGCCACGGACAUGUUCCUAGCUGUGAUGAGGUUCAUGGGCGACGCCCCGCAGAAGGGCCAGAGUGAGCUGGACGUGCUUUGCGCCCUCCUGAAGCUGUGUGGGGACCACGAGGUCAUGCGGGACGAGUGUUACUGCCAAAUUGUGAAGCAGAUCACAGACAACACCAGCUCUAAGCAGGACAGCUGCCAGCGAGGCUGGAGGCUGCUGUCCAUUGUGGCUGCCUACCACAGCUGCUCCGAGGUCCUCCACCCACACCUCAUUCGCUUCCUCCAAGACGUGAGCCGGACCCCAGGCCUGCCCUUCCAGGGGAUCGCCAAGGCCUGUGAGCAGAACUUGCAGAAAACCUUGCGCUUCGGGGGCCGUCUGGAGCUCCCUAGCAGCAUGGAGCUUCGGGCCAUGUUGGCGGGCCGCAGUUCUAAGAGGCAGCUUUUUCUUCUUCCCGGAGGGCUUGAACGUCAUCUCAAAAUCAAAACGUGCACUGUGGCCCUGGACGUGGUGGAGGAGAUCUGUGCUGAGAUGGCUCUGACUCGCCCCGAGGCCUUCGAUGAGUAUGUUAUCUUCGUCGUCACCAACCGAGGCCAGCAUGUGUGCCCACUCAGCCGUCGUGCCUACAUUCUGGACGUGGCCUCCGAAAUGGAGCAGGUAGACGGUGGCUACAUGCUCUGGUUCCGGCGUGUGCUCUGGGAUCAGCCACUCAAGUUUGAGAAUGAGCUAUACGUGACCAUGCACUACAACCAGGUCCUGCCCGACUACCUGAAGGGCUUCUUCAGCAGCAUGCCAGCCUGCCGGCCCAGCGAGCAGCAGCUGCAGCAGGUGUCCAAGCUGGCUGCACUGCAGCACCGUGCCAAGGACCACGUCUACCUGCCCAGUGUGAGGGAGAUCCACGAGUACAUCCCAGCCCAGCUCUACCGCAUGACAGCCAGCUCGACCUGGCUUGACCUGGUCAGCCGGCACCGGCAGCAGACGCAGGCACUCAGCCCACACCAGGCCCGUGCCCAGUUUCUGGGCCUCCUCAGUGCCUUCCCUAUGUUUGGCUCCUCCUUCUUCUUCAUCCAGAGCUGCAGCAACAUCGCUGUGCCGGCCCCCUGCAUCCUUGCUGUCAACCACAACGGGCUCAACUUCCUCAGCACUGAGACCCAUGAGCUGAUGGUGAAGUUCCCCCUGAAGGAGAUCCAGUCGACGCGUACCCAGCGGCCCACAGCCAACUCCAGCUACCCCUAUGUGGAGAUCGCGCUGGGGGACGUGGCGGCCCAGUGCACCAUGCAGCUGCAGCUGGAGCAGGGUCUGGAGCUGUGUCGAGUGGUGGCCGUGCACGUGGAGAAUCUGCUCAGUGCCCGUGAGAAGCGGCUCACGCUGCCUCCUAGCGAGAUCACCUUGCUCUGACACAGCCCUCAGCCCUCUAGCUGCCUUCUGCCAGAAGACUCACUGCGUGGCCUCAGGGGAGUCACGGAAUCUCUCUGGGUCAGUGACCCCUAUAAGGGGCCAGAAUCUUGGGGGAGACCAAGAGGAGGCAGGAGGAGCAACCCAAGAGGACUGAUCCAGAGCUGAGAUGGAAUAGCAGCGUGCCAGACUUGGGUCAGAUAGCAAGAGGAACUUUCAAAGGCCGGCCCAUGGGUCCUCCUACUAUGUACCCACUACAGACUCUGCCUCUGCCUCCCACCUAAUGGCAGGGAAGCCCCACACCAGUGACCUAGAUGAAGUGGACUCUGCAUUUGGUUUAAUCGGGGUCUGAUGUUUGAAUCUGCUCCAACUCCACAUCCCAGCCCCCACGUGUCCUCGUCAGGUGCCCCUCCUUGUGCUGCUUCUCUGCCUGGAUUCAUGGUCCUUGGUUAUUUCUGUGCAAAUAAAAGGUG